Molecule: messenger RNA, 3333 nt
Organism: Ectocarpus siliculosus
Lineage: Eukaryota; Phaeophyceae; Ectocarpales; Ectocarpaceae
Source: the annotation of a GenBank genome assembly
AUGGUGCUGAGCCUCCCAGCGAGCACUCGACGGGCGAACCCGGACACGGGAGAGAUGACAAGGUUGGGGUUCAUCCACGCUGCGCCUUUGGUCCGGUUUGACCACAACAGAAACAUGUUUCGGGAGCUGAAGGCGCUGCGGACGUGCGAGGAACUGGAGUUCGUUCGAAAUAAGCUGCGCGGAUUUGGCCGCCAGAUCAAAUUUCGUGCGGAAGUGGCCAACGCCAUGAACUUGACGAGGCUCCUACACUCGGGCUGCCUGUUGCUGCACUACGCGGGCCAUGGCAACGACGAGUACCUGGCCUUCGAAUCCACCACUGAGUGGAAGUGCGGGAUUAUGGAGCCGCUCAAGGUGAAGUAUCUCAAGAACCUAUUCCGAGUGGAUGGCAUCGUGAAGACGCAGCUCGUGUUCAUCAGCUCGUGUUCGUCGGAGGCGAGCGGGAACGUCUUCGUGGCGGCAGGCGUGCCGCACGUCGUCGCCGUCAAGCACAACGCGGGGGUAACAGACGGGGCGGCCCGGGAGUUCGCAAACGUCUUCUACAACGCGCUCUUCGAGAACGGCGGAAGGAGCACCGUGAAGCAGGCCUUCGACAUGGCGCUCAACUGCGUCAACGCCACGCACCUCGGCGCACCCAAGCACGAGGAGGACCUGUUUCUCCUCCUUCCCAGAGAUGGGAACCACGACGUCCGGAUCUUCGACACGCUGCCGGAAGGGAAACUGGUAGACGAGACCCACCGGCUGCCCCCCCGCCCCCCGUGCAAGAAGGCUGUAUCCUCCUACAUGGGUCCAGCGAGGGUCCAGCACGUGGUCAGGUUGUUGCUGGACGAGAGGGCGGCGUGCGUGACCGUCACCGGCGACCCCGGGUCCGGCAAGACGGAGCUGGCCAUCCAGGCCUGCGACUACGUGAGGUACAGGCACCACUUCAAUUCCUUCCUGUGGGCGGACUGCGACAAGGCCGCCCUCGACGCCAGCCCCUACAACUUGGUCUCCUCCGCCGACCGGUUUUACGUCUUGCCAAACUCGCCCAACGGCGCGUCUGGAGACUCGGUCUCCUCGGAGGACCUCUGCCGGCAGAUCGGGGUCGCCAUCGGCAUUCCCCAGCCUGGACCGAGCACUACGAAUGAGUUACAUCAAUUCAUCUUCCCCAACACCGAUUCGGGGCAGCCUUCCCAGAAGGUCCUACUGGUGCUGGACAAUGUCGACUCGCUGCUCGAGCGGGGCGGAGACGCCCAGGACCGUCUCGUGCAUCUCCUGGGCGACCUCUGCUCCAUGGGCGGCGGGGGCCACCUGAAGCUGCUCGCGACGAGCGAGUACAAGCUGCUGAGCGGCAACGAGGUCUUCCACGGCGGCACCGAGAGGGUGGCUGAGGUCGAGCCCCUGGAGACCCGGCACGCCUCCGAAUUGCUGAUAGACAACUCCCCGCGGGACUUGCAGCCGGAGGAGCUCGGUCUCCAGAGCGGUGGCCUCUCGAAAGCCCAUGUCGUGAGCGCGGCGCAAAAUCACCCGGUCCUUAAGGAGGUGUUGGAGAUUGCGGGGGGUCACCCGGGGACGCUGGUGCGGCUUGCUCCGGUACUCCUUAACGGGCCUCUGGACGACGCUUGCAAGCUGAAAGAGAUGGCGACUAGUUGCCGUGCGGACUUCAGAGACAAAUCUUACCGGCGAAGAGGGCACCGACGCUCCGGCUCCGGCACUUCUGCAGGCAGCAGCAGCAGCCUCGCGAUGAUCGCGAGAGAGAUGAGCGAGGCCGGCAGCUCCCUGGGCACAAGCGCCCCCACUAGUAGGUCCCAGUGCGGUUCCCCGGCUCCGGCAACGCCCUCGCAGCGCCCGGCAAUGGGAAACGCCUUCAGCGAGGACGCCGGCCACGGGCGAGACCGGAAACGCGUCUCCUUGAAUCGCACAAACAGCAGCAUCGACGGCAGCGGCGGAGGCGGAGGCGGGGCGGCCCACGCCUGGCCUUUUCCGCCGUAUCCAGACGAAGAGGACGGAGGGGGAGGACUCCCGAGGGCCCACGGCAGCGGCCCGACGGGGCGGUGCCGGAACCCCAGGUGCCACGGUCGGCCGCAGCAGCAGCCCUCUUUGGGCCAGCAGUCGGGGUCGCCCCCCGGGUGCUGCCUCCGCCACCAGUUCGCCCAGGAGCUCCGAGACAGAGUCGCCAUGAUGCACCGCCGCCAGAUGAUGGCGCGGGAGGCGCUCGAAGAACAGCCCGAACUCCCCCAGAUGAACAUGGAACAGCAGCACGCCUGGGACAUGGCGGAGGCGGCCGGGGUCGAGCGAGGCUGUCGCCUCUUGUGGGUCACUGCCACGUCGAACAUGGCGAAUGACUGGCGACGAGACAACGGCGGCGGUGGGGGCAAUGGGUGGUGGGCCUCGAAGCGGGGAGAAUUCGUAUCGUGGAAUCACCUCCGGGAGGGCCUGCAGCGGAAUCUGGAUGUACGGAUGACUGUCCCUUGCAGCAGCAGCGGCGGCGACCGCCACGAUGCCUUGGAAGGUACCCAAUACACCUAUCUCGACGAUGGGCAGGAGGUUGACUCCGAGGAAGUUGAGGUUGACAACGACGAGGACGAGGAUGAGGAGGACCAGGAGCGGGCGGCAGGGGGGGAGAGAAGGACCGGAAACAGGCGCAUGGGGCCGUUGCCUCACGCCACGCGCGUCUUGGACAGGUCACAGUGGGGCUUCAUCCGCGGCAUCCUUCGCAAGAAGCAAAAGGAGUUGGCCAACGCCGGGGUACAAACGGUGGAUUGCACGGAGUACCGGUUGGACGGCCGUUACGACUUCAUCUCGGUCGAAACGUUCGCGAAGUUUUCGCGUUGGUGGGUUCCACUGAUGGGGACGCUGGGCAUAAUCAGGAACGACUGGGCAAGGACGCGGCCCGUUUUCGUGCACGGGUUCAUCGGCAGGCUCGAGACGGACGAGAACCUCAGGAGGGCGCGCGGGGCGUUCUUGCUGAGGUUCAGCGAGAGUCACCCCGGGAAGCUGGUCAUCAGCCGCGCGUAUCAUCACUCCCUCGUGGAGGUGACAGAGGGAGGCCGAUGCUACAUGACGGUGAACCAACAGGGUACCAGGCGCGAGUACGAAUCGCUGCACGACCUCGUGACUCAAAACGGCCAGCUCAGGCACCUCUACCAGGACAUCCCGAUGGAGCAAGUCUUCACAGGAAGAGCUCCAGCGGCGCCGGAAACCGAGACAGAGGGGGCACCGGAGGCGCGAAGAGAAAACGGUUACGAGCUCGGUGCCGCAAGUUGAGGUUUCCAACACUAAACGGUGUUGGGAGGGCGACGGCGCUAUUUUUGUUGCCCCCCCGUUGGAGAGGCAAGCAAGAACAACAUACAAGUA